This is a messenger RNA of Cryptomeria japonica (Japanese cedar), 1983 nucleotides long. Its product is annotated as (R)-mandelonitrile lyase-like. Lineage: Eukaryota; Viridiplantae; Streptophyta; Pinopsida; Cupressales; Cupressaceae. The transcript is spliced from 6 exons. Bases 1 to 1983 code for a protein of 660 amino acids. Gene Ontology annotation, molecular function: oxidoreductase activity, acting on CH-OH group of donors; flavin adenine dinucleotide binding. The record is from RefSeq and is a predicted model, not a curated record.
AUGGAACCUACCUCCUAUGAGAGAUGGGAAAAGAACAGAGGGCUAUGGAUGGAGAUUACUGAUGGGGUCCUUGUUUCAUAUCUUGAGAGGCUUCAUGACAAUGAUCCGAAAGUGACAGAGGAUUUUGUGAAUGGUUUGGAGAAAGGCAUCCUCACGACGUUUGGAGUGGAGUUUAGAAUUGAUGAAACCUUCGUCAUGGAGAUAUCUUCUUUGCAGAUGGAAGGCAACAAUUUCUAUAGAGAAAGGAAGGUGGUGAAAGAAGCCAUUGCGGCUUUCGUUGACAAAGAUAGCGAGAGGAAAUGGGUGAAAAAUAUGAAGGACGACGACUAUAACAGGAAGGAACUGAAAUUACUUUGGGUGGAGAUGGCCGCAGUGAUUAUGAGGUUUGGCCACUGUUUCCGUGGUUGUUAUGUCAUUGGUUACAGACUAGUUAGUGACUUCUUAUAUCAAUUCUGUUCAGAAGCAGCAACAUCUAAUCCGGAGUACCCAUAUUCGUUUAUGACAGCAGAUGCUCAAAAGGCAGCUUCAAGAUCAUAUGAUUACAUUGUGGUUGGAGGAGGUACAGCGGGAUGUCCCCUGGCAGCAACUCUCUCACAGCACUACUCUGUUUUAGUAUUGGAGAGGGGAGACUCUCCUUACGGAAUUCCCGAUGUGGAGGAUUUCAGAGGGUCUCCCACAACUAAUCCCAAAGUAGCGCAGGGGUUUGUCUCAGAAGAUGGAGUGCAGUUGGUACGGGCGAGAGUUUUAGGAGGCGGAUCAGCCAUCAACGGUGGAGUCUACAGCAGGGCGAGCACUGAAUAUAUUCGGAAAAUAAAGUGGGAUGAGAAACUUGUAUAUGAGUCAUAUGAAUGGGUAGAACGGUUGAAUGCCUUCCAACAAUACAAGCUUUCUACUUGGAAUUCUGCUACCAAGGAUGGGCUUCUUCAAGCUGGAGUUCUUCCUUACAACGGCCACACUUUCGAUCAUUUGGUUGGCACCAAGAUCAGUGGCUCAAUCUUUGACGAGAAUGGAAAGAGACAUACAGCCGCAGAUCUACUCCAGUAUGCAAAUCCAGAAAAUAUUGUAGUUCUUCUCAAUGCUACUGCCAGCAGAAUACUCUUCAGUUUGGGAUCAGGAAAGCCAAAGGCUAGCGGAGUGGAGUUCAGAAGCAAUAAUGAUGGUCUCAUUUAUCAAAUUUCACUUAACCAAUUGUCAAUAAAUAGUGAGGUGAUUUUGUCAGCAGGAAGCAUAGGUAGCACUCAACUUCUCCUCUUAAGCGGAAUUGGUCCAAAAAGACAACUCAAAGAAAUGAAUAUUCCUGCUCUUUUAGAUUCACCUUUUGUAGGUAAACAAGUUCAAGAUAAUCCUAGUGCAGCCUUUACUAUAGUAUCCUCGAAACCACUUGAAGAUUCUUAUUCACAAUUAGCGGGCAUUUUAGACAAUUCCCAAAAUUACAUCGAAAGUGGUAGCCUUGUCCAACGGAAUAAUGGUACAAAUACACAAUAUUUAGGUGUUCUUGAUAUUAAGUUGGCAUUUCCCUUAUCAAGGGGUGAUCUUUGGCUUAAAAGCGUAGACCCUCGAGAUAACCCCUAUGUUCGUUACAACUACUAUUCACACUCUCUUGAUCUACAAAGAUGUGUGAAAGGUAUAAAAGUAAUGGUUAAUCUGAGUAUGUCAUCUUCUAUCCAAGAGUUUGCAUUUACUGAUAGUGGAAAUUCCAAAACACUCCAAUUCCUUGGAAUAGCAUUACCAAAGAAUCAAUCAAAUGAUGAUGCCUUGGCGAAGCUUUGCAAAGAGGCACUAGGGACAUUUAACCAUUAUCAUGGAGGUUGUCAAGCUGGUUUAGUGGUUAAUGAAAGAUAUCUGGUGAAAGGUGUUGAUAAUCUCAGAGUUGUGGAUGGCUCAAUUUAUAAGGAUUCCCCUGGUACCAACCCACAAGCCACAACCAUGAUGCUUGGAAGGUAUAUGGGAAUUCAUAUCCUUCAAGAACGCACAAUCUCUUAA